UGUGGACCACUCUUAAAUAAAAACAAGAAACACGAACAGAAACUGGUCAUGUUCACCAAUCUGUCAGAAGAUUCUGAAAGGUGUGAAAGCAUGGAGCUGGAUAAUAAAAUCCUCGGUCUGAUUGAGAGGAAUACUUCUAAUCCCAGAGGGGUCAGCCUGGGGGCCACGUCGAGUCAUAGAAGUCCCUGUUCUGUGAAGCCUCCAGGAAAAACAGUUUCUGUGGCACAUUUCUUACAGAGCACAGCUAGAAUGAGUGGUGCAGAAAGUUCUACGGAUCAUGCAGAGUGUGCUCAAUCGUCAAGAAGAAAGAACUUAAAUUCUCUUGAACAAAAGAUAAGAUGUCUGGAAAAGCAGAGAAAAGAGCUCCUGGAAGUUAACCAGCAAUGGGAUCAGCAAUUUAGAAGCAUGAAAGAGUUAUAUGAAAGAAAGGUCGCAGAGCUGAAAUCGAAGCUGGAUUCCGCAGAAAGAUUCCUGGGAACACUGGAGAAGGAGCGGCUGCAGAGCCCGAGGGAGAGCUGCCCAACGCGCUGCUGGACCAGUGAGCCGCUGCGGCUUGCGGAGAAGGAAAAGGAGAGCCUAAAUGGAGAAUUACAUGAAUUGAAGAUAGAGAAUAACCUUUUGAAGGAAAAAAAUGCUCUCAUGAACCACAAGAAGCAACAUUAUGAAUGUGAAAUAAAACGCCUCAAUAAGGCUCUGCAGGAUGCCUUGAAACUGGAGUGUUCUUCAUCUCCUGAGGACCCUUUGGGGAAGUCUGAAAUGGAGUGCAGCCAUGAGGAGAUGCGAACAGAAAUGGAAGUUCUCAAACAGCAGGUGCAAAUAUAUGAAGAAGACUUCAAAAAGGAGCGAUUAGACCGAGAAAGACUUAAUCAAGAAAAAGAAGAGCUACAGCAAAUUAUUCAGACUUCUCAAUCCCAGUUGAACAAGCUGAAUUCUCAGAUAAAAGCUUGUCAGAUGGAAAAAGAAAAACUAGAGAGGCAAUUAAAACAGAUGUGUUUCCCAACCUGUAACUGUGACUGGAAUUUCUACCGGAGGGAUCCACACCUUCUGAUGGGCCCUGGGGUUGUGCAGGACCUACAGAAGCACCCACCAGACUACCAAUGGUAUGCUCCUGACCAGUUUCCGCCAGAUGUGCAGCACAAGGCAAGUGAACCUUCUAGACAUGCUGCUGCUUGCUUCUCUGCUCUUGUGAGGCCACCCAGAAGUGGGCUGAAUAAACUGGGCUAUAAUCAUAAUCCCACUUCUGUUCUCAACACAUGCAAUCAAAAGUCAGCAAUGUCUGCUACAUAUUUAAAAAUUGCAACAUGGCACACACCUGUAACUCUUUAA
Messenger RNA from Budorcas taxicolor (takin), 1326 nucleotides. RefSeq names its product TNFAIP3 interacting protein 3 (gene TNIP3). The record is from RefSeq and is a predicted model, not a curated record. Gene Ontology annotation, biological process: cellular response to lipopolysaccharide; regulation of transcription by RNA polymerase II. The transcript is spliced from 13 exons. Lineage: Eukaryota; Metazoa; Chordata; Mammalia; Artiodactyla; Bovidae. The coding region runs from base 49 to 1326 and encodes 425 amino acids.